Messenger RNA from Momordica charantia (bitter melon), 2286 nucleotides. NCBI's taxonomy places the organism in Eukaryota, Viridiplantae, Streptophyta, Magnoliopsida, Cucurbitales, Cucurbitaceae. The record is from RefSeq and is a predicted model, not a curated record.
AUGAAUGAUGUAUAUUUCGCUAACCUUGUGGAAAUUUUGGUAACCAAAGACAGAAGAAACUCCUCUACGAAGCUCCAAAGCAAAGCAAAAAUGGCGAAACUGGAAACCCGUCACUCACAGUCACCACCGCUUCAUUCAGCUGCCUUUUACUUCUUUUUCUUCGCCUUCUUCCUUACGACCGCGCUUGCUCAGAAUCUACCACCAAGCAAUUUUACAAUGCCGAAACUCAUUAUUUGUCAAGGGUUUCUAUUGUGGAUAAAAUCGUGAAGUUUGGAGCGGAAGUACUCGGGAAGUCUUACGAAAAGGCUCUAGUAACUGGCUUCAAUGAUAGGAACACUGAUCUUUUGACACGUGUUUCUUUCAAGUUUAGCACCUCAAGAGGAGUCUACGGAACACCCUUUUUCUUUAUAAAUGGAUUCCUAGCUCCUGAUAAAGGUUCUGCCAUAAAUUACACCGGAUGGAGGGACUUGAUCGACCCUUUGGUCGGGAAUAAGAAGAGAAUAGGAUGGAAAACAAAUACUGGAAAGCAUACAAUUGCAGACUUUGCAUUUAUGUGAUACCCCAUUAUCUCAGAAAAAGGUAUAGCAAGAUUGGUUAUGCAAUAAAUGACUCUAUGUUUUGUCUUUCUUUUUAUGUUUUGUAAUUGUCAAGUAAUGUGAAAUAUAAACUCAGACAGAGAUGCUUUAUAUGGUUCUUCUCUUUUUAUGAAGAAAAUAUACAUCACUGGCUUAGUUACUUCGCAUGGAGCUGCCUCGUUCUACCAGUUGCUUAUCCACUUCAUGAUGCCAUUUUAUACCCCUGCUAAUUCUCUAGUUACGAUACUUUUGAUAAAGGAUUUGAAAAAAAACAUUUUUUUUUUAUUUUUAUAAAAUAUCUCUUUUCCUUUGUUAAUGCAUAAUUGUGUGUUUUGCUUCAUUUUCUAUUAGAGGACUUGAGUACACCUUGAAUUUGUCUGUCUAGCAUAGAAAAAAGGGAAUAAUUUAAAGGUUUGCUUUUGGGUUGGAUCAUUAGGGGUCCAAGAGGCUGACUUGUUGGGCUGGUCCAAUAUUGAAAUAAAGGGUUGGCCUCACUUGGCCAGUUAAACUUUGAUCUUUGGCUGGAGCUUAGGGAGCCUCUUUAAUGACUUGGGUGUGAGAAAAGUGUGGGCUUGGAGAAACAUUAGAAAGCAAUCAGAGUUAGGGUCUUGUGGUAAAAAAAAAAGGUUUUAAUUAAAAUACUUGUGUGUUUAAAAUGUCAAAUUACUAUAAAGUGAUUCUUAGUUAAUCAUUCUAGAAUCAUUUUUUUGAGAAGUUAUUCUUCCAUAAAUGAUUAUAAACCAAUUUGAUUAUUACACAAAAAUAUUUUUGGCCCUCCGAAAUCAUUUGGAAGCUAAUUCGAAUCCAUUCUAAGUCCGGACAAGUAAAAAGACCACUCAAGAAUGCAUGUGGUUAGUUUAGGAGUGAAUGUCAAAACACUACCAAGUAAACAAACCAAGUAGAAUCAGUUUUAGUACCAAGUAAACAAACCAAGUAGAAUCAGUUUUAAGGAUGUAAUCUUCAAUAAAAUUAGAACUCUUAAAAAGAGUAGAUGAACAAUAAGUUGAAUAGGAGUUUGGGUUGCCAUAUUUAUAGUAGAGGUAGAAGUAAAUAAAUGGGAUUGAAAGAAGAGAAGAGAUGAGUUAUGCCUAGAAGGGAGAGUGAACACUUUUGCAAACAUGUGUGAGCUGUGAGUUCUGACACCCACAACUUUUUUUGAGUUUCAGUGUCUGUCUUAGUUUGUCCAAUUGCAGGUCUACUCCUUGAUAUUACCAAUGAUCUUAUCCAAACCAACCAGUACUGGCUUGGCACACAUCUAAAUGUGUAUGAGGAAGCAUCUUCAUCUUAACUUGGGUUUUUGUUUCCUCUCUUAGAUUCACUUUUCUUUUUGUUCUCUGUUGGCAACUGAUGCAUUGGAAAAUUCACAUAUUACUGCUCCCUGCAUAGUUGUGUUAUGCUUUGCAGGUGUGUUCGGUUCGGUUGUGUUGUGCAUAGGAGGUAUUCUAUUCGAAUUCCUACAGGACCAUUUUCUUUUCAAUUAACAUUAAUAACUACUUUAGCUUUUUGUAAGAAUUUCUAAGUCUACAAGUGAGGGGAGUGUGAAAUAUUGAUAAAUGAUUAUAUUUACGGUAACCUAUCAGUUUAAACUUUUGAGUUGAUUGAUGAUGUAACAUCCUAUCAGAGUAGGAGGUUGUGUACUCGGAGCCUUGUAAUGUCAUUUUCUCCCCAUUUAAUAUUGAUUAACAUUUGUUGGGUUUUGACCUUUUGGUCA